AUGCCUGGACUUGGCAGCCUGUGGCGAUGGCUUCGAGGAGAACCGGCGAUCCCAGGCGUCGUGUAUAGCGAUCAGCUGCAAAACAUCAUGGAAGAGCUCGAGCGCCAGCAGAACAUCCCGUGGGCUGGCAACUUGCGCAACGUGCGGCUCGAGUCGGCGCCGGAUCUCAUCGUGCGCACCAGCAGCAGCUCUGCCGGGUUACCUGGCCCGGAGGAGGAGCCGUACACCUUCUGGGAGCGCAUUGGCCUGGUGCCAGUGCACCCCUCGCGUGUGCGAGCGAGGCAGUAUUACCACCCUAUCACAGACUUCGCCCUCUACGACUACGACGAAAUCUCUCCAGAGGAGAAGGAGUUGACAGCGAAGUGGAUGGCGCGCGUUAUGGAGUUCAACGGUGCCACGCCUGCCGGCAUCCUAUGCGUGGCGGGUUGCUUCGUGCUACCGUUGCACACGAUCUACCGUAUGCCGCUUCUCGUCGCGGCUGGCAUCACCGGCGUGGCGGUGGAGGUGACACGGGCGUAUAUGGCGGCCUCGCAGCAGCGGCAGGACUUGGACGACUUCUUGCUGGCUAAGGAGAUAUGGUAUAUAAAGAAUGUGGAAACCUAUCAGCUCGGCAUCCCACGCAUCCCCCGCGGGCGUGAGCGGGAGUACCAGCAGUACGUCGAUGGAGGGGUGUCCAUGCAGUCGCAGGACCUCCCAGAGGAGCUGGCGCGUGAUUUGCACUGUUGA
Leishmania mexicana MHOM/GT/2001/U1103 is the source of this 726-nucleotide messenger RNA. RefSeq lists its product as hypothetical. The record is from RefSeq and is a predicted model, not a curated record. Lineage: Eukaryota; Euglenozoa; Kinetoplastea; Trypanosomatida; Trypanosomatidae. The transcript has a single exon. The coding region runs from base 1 to 726 and encodes 241 amino acids.